GGAGGGGAACUACAGCUCCCAGCAUGCCUUUCUUCCGAGAAGUAUCCUGUGUGAGGCCGCAGUUCCCAGCAUGCUCCACAAUGGAGAGCGGGGGAAAGACUACACUUCCCAGUGUACCCUGGGAGUCAGAGUCAAAAGUGGGGCAAAAUGGCUCCCGUGGAGCACGUCGUGGCUGAUGCUGGAGCUUUCCUGCGUGGAGCCCCGCUUCAGGACAUUGGCAAGAACAUCUACACAAUCCGAGAGGUGGUGACUGAGAUCCGAGACAAGGAGACCCGCAGGCGGCUGGCGGUGCUGCCCUAUGAGCUCCACUUCAAGCAGCCUUUUCCUGAAUAUGUAAGGCUUGUGACGGAGUUUUCCAAGAAGACCGGUGACUACCCCAGUCUUUCAGCCACAGACAUCCAAGUCCUGGCCUUGACCUACCAGCUGGAAGCAGAAAAUGUUGGUGUGGCUCACUUGAAGAAAGAGCCAGAGCAGAAGGUGAAACUCAGCUCAACAAAGCAGCACCCUGAGACACCUGUUCAUGUUGCUGGCUUCCAUCUCCCUUCCAAGACCAAGUGCCCAGGGGGUGAGAAGAGUCCUUCCGUGGUGGGAAGCAGAAACUCUGCAGACUCCACAGGCCCUGAAACAUCUGAGUUUGGUUCCUUCCUGUUCUGGAGGAACCCUCUACCCAGCAUUGAGGAGGACCUACAGGACUUGCUGAAAGUGGAUGCUGUUGUUAUUGUGCCGGAGGACCCCAAAGACAACAAGAGUAGUGAGGAGGAGGAGGAGCAGAGUGGAGAAGACAGCAAUGAUGAGGAAGGCUGGAUCACGCCCAGCAACAUCAAGCAGAUCCAACAGGGCAUGGACCAGGCUGAUGAACCAGCUGGUGUGCAGGUUGGCUGUGUCACCACCGACUUUGCCAUGCAGAACAUUCUGCUGCAGAUGGGCCUGCAUGUGCUGGCAGUCAAUGGCAUGCUGAUCCGGCACACCCGGAGCUACGUCCUGCGCUGCCAUGGCUGCUUCAAGUAUGUGAUGAGUUGGUGGCUGAGCUGCAAUCCCUGGCAUAUGGGCAACAGCUGGGCCUGUGUCCAGCCAUAUUCAGGAGGUGCCCCCUGGGCUUGGGCAAUGGGCUGCUGCCAAGGUUGUCAAGCUGCUGACCUGGCUUCUCUGCUUUCCUCCAGAACCACAUCAGAAAUGACCCGGCUCUUCUGCCCCCACUGUGGGAACAAGACGCUUAAGAAGGUGGCGGUGAGCGUGGAUGAUGAUGGCAGCAUCCACAUGCAUUUUUCCCGGAAUCCCAAGGUCUUGAACCCCCGUGGCCUCCGGUACUCUCUCCCAGCUCCUCAAGGUGGGAAGCACGCAAACAAUCCCCACCUGACAGAGGACCAGCACUUCCCCCAGCAACGGCUCUCCCGCAAGGCCAGGCAGAAGACAAACGUCUUUGACCCCGAUUAUAUUGCAGGAAUUUCUCCAUUUGCGGAAAACGACAUCUACAGCCGGGCAGCCAAUCUACAGAUCCGGGAUACGGCGCUGGGUGCAGGCAGGAGGCGUCUGAACCCCAACACAGCCUCCAAAAAGUUUGUGAAAAAGAGAUGAGGUGGGGAGAGAUGCAACCACCCACCUGUCCCACUUGUCAAUGAAGGGAGGACAAGUCUUGUUUCCUACAGCUUGUGUGAAGGCAGGACUUUGCCCCUUGGCUCUGCUUCCUGACUGCUUCCAAGGCAACAGACACUAGUGUGAAUAAAGGGGAAGCAGCAGGAAGGUGGGAGGCAGACUGCCAAGUGAUCUGGAAAGUGAGAGUGGCCCUCGUGUGGCAGAAUCCAAGUGCUGCGCUUAGGUCUUGGGUGCAUUCUAAUGCAAAGGACUCAGCAGCGGUGGCUGCGUGUUUUGUUUUGGGAUUUUUUAAAUAAACCAGGGUGUUUGCACA
Molecule: messenger RNA, 1906 nt
Organism: Zootoca vivipara (common lizard)
Lineage: Eukaryota; Metazoa; Chordata; Lepidosauria; Squamata; Lacertidae
Source: RefSeq, a predicted model, not a curated record